Laccaria bicolor S238N-H82 is the source of this 2601-nucleotide messenger RNA. RefSeq lists its product as uncharacterized. Bases 1 to 2601 code for a protein of 866 amino acids. The transcript has a single exon. Lineage: Eukaryota; Fungi; Basidiomycota; Agaricomycetes; Agaricales; Hydnangiaceae. The record is from RefSeq and is a predicted model, not a curated record.
AUGGAUCAUUCGAUUCAUCACCUCAACCCGCUCGCCACAACAACCGUCCGAAUUGACCCUGACGCUAUCUGGGUGGGCCUUAACUCGGACACCGCGCUCAUCCCAGAUGCCGCCUUGGUCUUCAGGGAUUUACCAGAUCCCUGUUGGAGCGUGGACGACUUCUCGGACUCUGGACGCAUUCUACCCAUCGAUAACGCCAGAGACCCCGAUUGGUAUAGGGAAGACGAGCAAUGGGCAGCGUGGACGCCCACCGCUUUUCUCUCGAACCAAAGGCCCUGGUACGAUCAACUCGAGACGGCAGUUCCUGUGGAAGAGAGAUUAGGGGGAUGGUCGAUGGCAGAACACCAGCGUGAGGUCUGUAACACAGAUCUAAUCCGAACUCAGAGCUGUGUUCGAUUCAUUGUAGAAUUCAAUGAACGCUUCCCCCGCCGAGCAAAAGUGCCCGCCUUUUACCCAUCGGAUCGACUCGCAAAGGUCUACCCCACCACAAAGAUGGUACAAAUCAAUGCAGCGAAAGCGAAACGCUCCGUUCUCCACGCCCUCGCCUUUCUAUCAUGGUGGACGACGGUCAUGGCCGAUUGGGAAACGAACCUCACGGAUACCGUAGUCGAGAUCAUUACCUCACUCCUUUCCACGACCAAAGGGAAACGCGGCGUCAUCUGUGAUCUUGAAAGGGAUUGGUCAGUCAUAAACAUCCCACUGUACAUUCAAAACAACAUUCCAUUCUUUUAUUUGUGGACCUUUGAAGCCAAAGUCGACCAACGCUUCAGCCGCUUGAAUCCCACCCUCAAUCUCACUUACUGGGCAGUCAGGCAGGGCACAGCUCUAACGCUCGCGCCAGACAUUAACGAGGAGGACAUCAGUAAAAUCGCCCACCAAUCCACCAGGCUCGACCAUUUCUUCCAAGUGAUCUUUGGACAUCGUUCGGCUGGCGACGACAGGAUUAUUCCCACUUACUCCUUAUUCAUUAUCGACUUCGAAGGCUGGAAGCGCAGGCCCAUUUGUUAUGAUGAAGCCGUGUUAUCGACCCUUGUCAAGCUCUACCAUUACGUCAUUUUUGACGAAGGACGGAACGACAAAUACAAGACCGUCGUCUUUUGGAGAUGGAGGAAGCGCGAACCGAACGACGACUAUCUCAAGCGCCAAUACAAAGUCAGCCUACCUGGUGAGGACCAAGCUGGGACGAUCCGAGAGUUAUAUAAGUUCGACUAUGCUCCCAAGCCAGGCAUUUCUUACAAUAUCGAGACAGCUCUUAUUUCAGGACGGAAGAAGGCAGAUCCCGCCACACCCUCACUACUGCAAAGGAUGGACAUCCACGUCGCCACAGUCAACAAAACCCUGCAAGAACGCCUCACGGACGACUUACAGACGACGGACAUGCUGGUGGACGUAAGUAGCGACUCAACUGAUGACGGUUUCACUGGAUUUCCCGAGGUGCCCGACAUCCUUUACCAUCCGCGAGCGGUCAAUAGUCCUGCAGCUUGGAUUCGCCGCAACGAGGAGCUGUUAGUAAAAGCAAGGCGUCACACAGCGGAGCUUCGAGCAACCCGCGGAGAACACAUGUCCGCACUUCGUCGCUCCCAAUCCCCAACACGCCUUGCCGAUCCCUACUUUGCGCCUCACGAGAGGCCUGAAGUGAUGUUCAGACGCCUACUGAAAGACGAAUCUGCGAAGAUCACGUACACGGAAAGCACUUGGUGUGCCCCCCAUUAUGCAUGGAAUUCGGAUUUUUUGGAGGCCGCUUUCAUCUUCGUUCCAGACAUCAAGAGCGAAGCACGCAUGCGCUACUGGGCAAACUGUUGGGACAAGAUAGGGACUGCCCAGAGACUCCUCACCACCGCAAUAGAGCAUGGCCUCAGAUUCUACCUGGCUUUACCACCUGAUCGCGUUAGGCAAUUCCGCCCACUGGUCGUCGACAACCUUGACAGGAGCUCGGCGUCGUCAUUGUACGCCGCUGGUUUUCAGGAACAAACACUGUCCCCUGCAGACAACGCCGCCACCUUCUGCGCCUCAUAUUUAGCAAAGAUGAACGAUGUUUUGAGACGCCCCCACGCCCGAGCAUUUAUAGCCGAAGGGGGACAAAUCAGCUGGGUAGCUCGGCGUUGGACUGGUACGAGGCUCGUAGAGGAAUUCAUGUCAGGCCCCUCAAUCCAGGUCACCAUUCACAAUCGGGGAUUCUAUGACUCAGCUUCAGACAACUCAUCUUACGCAGCCCACGACAUCGUGUCGGAGCAGGAGAAGGAUCUCUUACUCGGCUAUUCUCCUGGAUCUAACGGCUGUCUGGGUCGUUGGCUUUUCCCCCCCAUGGACAUAUUCAACGACAACUUCGAAUUAUGGACGGGAGAGUGGAAUGCUGCACUCGACCACAUCUAUGGAAGGCUCGCAGACGACAUCACUCGCGGCCGUGCAAAACUUCGAACAAGAGAAAAGUGGAAAUGCUGGAUGAGAAACAAUGAACGGGGGCAACGACGCCCUAGCUACCUCCCUUCCUCAAGCGACUUCAACAACGUCAUGGAAGGCAUCACGCGCGCUGGCUUACAACCGACUUGGCACAAGAAACAACUUGACGAUAUUGAUUUUCCAGAACGUCGGAUGGAGUGA